Molecule: messenger RNA, 1901 nt
Organism: Dromaius novaehollandiae (emu)
Lineage: Eukaryota; Metazoa; Chordata; Aves; Casuariiformes; Dromaiidae
Gene: PMF1
Product: polyamine modulated factor 1
Exons: 5
Coding region: 73-681 (202 amino acids)
Biological process (GO): chromosome segregation
Cellular component (GO): MIS12/MIND type complex
Source: RefSeq, a predicted model, not a curated record
GCAGCCAAUGGGAGCGGCGCCUCGCGGCGGCUCCGGCCAAUAGGCGGCGGCCGGGCCGUUUGGCGGUUGAAGAUGGCGGCGGCAAACGGCGGCGCUAAGGAGAAGGAGGCGGUGGCGAAUGAGGAGGAUGGCGGCGGGGCCCCCGCUCCGGCGGCGCCGGGCCGCGGCCAGCUCUUCGCCGCCGUGGUGGACACCUUCCUGGAGAAGCUGGUGGCGGCGGGGAGCUACCAGAGGUUUGCGAACUGCUACCGCGACUUCUACCGGCUGCAGCCCGAGCUGACCAGGAGCAUUUACGACCAGUUCGUGUCCCAGCUGCAGGCCUCCAUCAAGGAGGAGAUUCAGGAGGUGAAGGAGGAAGGGAACCUGGAGGCGCUCUUUAACUCGCUGGAUAAGAUCGUGGAGGAGGCAAAGGAGCAGGAAGAGCCCGCGUGGCGUCCCAGCGGGAUCCCCGAGGAGGACGUUCGCAGCGCCAUGGUGCCGUACCUGCUGAAGCACCGGGCUUACCUCCGCAAGGUCCUGAAGGAGAAGGAGGAGGAGAACAGGAAGCUGGCGGAGGCCGUGCUCGCUGGGAGGGACAGAAUCGCAGAGCUGCAGCGGCUCAUACAAGACCGCAAACAAGCCUGGCAGGCGAUUAGUAAAGAGCAGCGAGAGCUCGUCCUGACGUUCAAGGAGCCCCAGUGAGGAAGCAAAGACUCUGUAAAUGUUUCACACAUGGAUUCUGUCUUCAUCUCCGGAGCCCCAGAAAUGCUUUGGGAAGUGGGUUCCGCUCCUGGCCUGUAUAAACUGUGCAAACAGCCCUGCGCACUCGUGUUCCUCUGGCAGGCUGAAAGGAGCUCUUGCAGGAGGACCGAGCCACUACUGAACUUGCAUGAUUUGAUCAAAGAUUGUGAAGAAAUGAGAAAAUGCAUCAGGAUCUUUAGAAACAGACGACGAUUUCCUAUUCCCCGCUCAGCUCAACAGUGAGGAGAAUCCUACAGCUGCGGUGGCUGAAGCACGUCUGUACGCUAACAUGCCGCUUUAGCACUGUGACGAGCGUGAUUCUGGCUUCCUAAAGCUGAAUCUGAGACCCUCGAGGCAUUUCAGUGCACUCUGCAGAAACCUUGGUGCCUUAUGCAACAAGCAGAGCGCAGAUGCUGCCUGUGCUCUGUGCGGGGCGGAGGAGCCGGGGGGCUGUCAGCAGAGCUCUGCGGCACGCAAAGCGCGCUGUCGGUUAAAUGUUACCGUGGCAUUUCAUACAGCCGAACUGUAAAUAGCCACUUUGGACUCUCUUGCCCUAUUUUCGCAGUGUUCACUUUCAGUAUCUGUUUCUUUAAACAAUUGUCCACCCGUUGCCCUUUGGAAAAGACACGUUAGCAGCCGCCCUGUCACACCAAGUGCCUCCUGUGUUCUUUUUUCCCAGCUAUUCCUUUACAACAGCUCUCUGCACACGCACAGAAGACGCGCCGAGGCUGCCUCUCCAGGGACCGCAGCGUGUCGUUUGUGUGUGCGCGUAGCUGAGCAGGGGUUAAAUGGCCGGGCUUGGUGCAGGGGGUCAGUGAGCCCCUUCCCUUCGUGGGAUCUCGCUGUGUCUGGCAAGGAUUAACCGGGAGCCUCUUUCCAACGGCUGCCGGCUCUGCCAAGGGCAGCGGUUCCCUACCUGUCCCGGCAGCCGUCUCCCUCCUGGCCCGCUCAGCGCUUUGGCUGUGGGCGAAAGCCGUCCGGAGGAGAGGCUGCCCGGCCCCGUGGGGAAAUACGGAUUCUGAGAACAAAGAUGGCAAUUUCCCCUGAGCACAAGCCUCUGUUUCCAAUUAGAGGCAGCCAAAGCAUGUGAUUGACUGACUUAGGCAUAUUUUCCUUUUGUCGUAAACAAGCCUUCCCUUGCUGCAUUAUAAUCUAAAUAAAUUGGAGCUGUUGUUCCCCUG